AUGCUUCACUCCCUGGUCCGCCGCCAUGCCCUCCCCCCAUCGUUCCAGCUCCGUCUCGUUUUCUUCUCCACCGGCACUUUCGCCUCCUCCUCAGGCGGCACCUCUUCUCCCGAUCCCCACUUUAUGGUCGACUACCUCGUGAACUCAUGCGGGUUCUCUGCGGACGGUGCUUCAAAGGUCUCCAAGUCGCUUCCCCCUUUUCCGUCCACCGAGAAGCCCGACGCUGUUAUUAGAUUCCUCAGAUCUCAGGGCUUUGACGGCGCUAAUCUCAGAAAGACAAUAACUUGGAGUCCGACAGUGCUCGGCUGUGAUGUGGAGGCGAGCCUCGCUCCAAAGUUCAAAUUUUUGCGCGACCUAGGAUUAUCUGAGUCCGACGUCAUCGAUGUCGUUAUGCAGCAUCCCAUUAUUAUGGGCCACAACCUUCAGAACUCGCUUAUUCCCAAAUUGAAGGUUUGGGAAAGUCUCUUUGGAUCGAGGGAGAUCCUCCUCAAGAAUCUCCGGAAGCGUAAUUGGUUUUUGAGCAACAAUAUUGAGAAAGUACGCCCUAACUUGAACUUCUUAAGGGAUGAAUGUGGUAUUCCUGAAGCGCGGAUUUCUCUUGUUUUUAAAAGACAUCCAAGCUUCAUCGUGCAGAACCCAGAUUCGCUCCGGGCUUUGGUGGAUAGAGCUGAGGGGAUGGGAAUUUCCCGGGAGUCUGCGAUGUUCGUCUGGAUCCUUGAUGUGCUGCAGGGGGUCAGCAGGGAAAAAUUUGAGACCCAAGUCAAGCUCAUGAACAGCUUUGGUUGGUCGAACUCAGAUGUCAUUGCUGCAGUCAAGAAAUUCCCACAUUUUUUAUCCCUUUCCACAGUGGUUUUGCAGAGAAAGAUGGAAUUUUUAAUCAAGGAUGUUGGUAUGGCACCAUUAGACAUUGCUAAGCAGUUAGUGUUUUUAGCAUUGAGUUUGGAAAAGAGUCAUGAGGAUGUUAGUUCUCUGAGUUCCGUUUUGCAACCUGAUUUAGCUGAAAAGGAUUUGUUUCAGGAACUUAUCAGUCGUGCUGCCAAGACAUGA
Messenger RNA from Zingiber officinale, 1047 nucleotides. RefSeq lists its product as uncharacterized. Gene Ontology annotation, cellular component: chloroplast. Gene Ontology annotation, molecular function: double-stranded DNA binding. The record is from RefSeq and is a predicted model, not a curated record. NCBI's taxonomy places the organism in Eukaryota, Viridiplantae, Streptophyta, Magnoliopsida, Zingiberales, Zingiberaceae. The transcript has 3 exons. Gene Ontology annotation, biological process: regulation of DNA-templated transcription; chloroplast organization. The coding region runs from base 1 to 1047 and encodes 348 amino acids.